Ruditapes philippinarum (Manila clam) is the source of this 1041-nucleotide messenger RNA. RefSeq lists its product as uncharacterized. Bases 22 to 744 code for a protein of 240 amino acids. The record is from RefSeq and is a predicted model, not a curated record. The transcript has 2 exons. Lineage: Eukaryota; Metazoa; Mollusca; Bivalvia; Venerida; Veneridae.
GUCGCGUAGACUAUAAAAAAAAUGAUCGAAGGAGAACCGUGGAUUUCGGACGACAAUGGAGAAGAGGUGAAUAAGUUGCCGACUGCUUCUGCGGGUUUAUUGGAGGAAUCGAAGCCCUGUGGGAUUUCAGUUUGUGAGAAGCAAGCGUCUGCUGAUUCUGAGGACUCAGAUCUGGAUAGCAUGAAGGAGGAAUUGAAAAAAUUAGAAAAAGAAGAAAAAGAGCUUAUCGUCCAGCGGGAGAAGGCAGAAUUAAGACGCAAACUUAAAGAAAAGAGAGACGCUGUAAAAUCUUUAAAGGAGUUCAGGAAGGUGAUCAUUGUGGGUGAUUCUAUGAUAAAAAACUUACCACCGAUUGAGGGAGUUGAAGUUAGAGCCAUCAGAGGUGCUACAAUCGGUAAAAUCAAUUUUCUUCUAGAGAAUAGACAGCUGUCUCUUGGUUCUAGUAACUAUAUAAUUAUUCAUGCCGGUACCAAUAAUAUUGCCAAUGGCAAUUCAUGUGACUAUAUUUUAUCUGGUCUGGCAAAUUUGAUUGCAACAGUCCGUCGUUUAAAAACAGACAUUCAUAUUAUCGUUUCUUCUUUACUUCCUCGGCCGGUGGAUAAGGAUGAAACUGAGUCAGUUAUCAAACAAGUCAAUACUUGUUUUGAAAAAGAAAUGUCCAAGGAUUUGAAUGUGAAGUUUGUGAAAUCUUUCCGUCCAUUUUUGUUUAAGGGCAGAUCAAAAGAUUUCUUUUUGCCAAUCUAGAUGGAGGGUUACAUUUGAAUACUGAGGGCUCAAAUCGUUUGGGUCAUUUCUUCUUGAGGGUUAUUUCUACGCUGAGUUAUUAAUUAUUAUUUUUGUUAUGAGUUUCUUCUUGAUUGAAGAAAUACUGUCUACAGUUGGAUGUGUUAACCUUCUGGGCAGUUAAGUCAUAACAAAUUAUUGUAAGGUUCUAAUUGUAUAUUAUAUAUAUAUAAAUAAUAUUAUGUUAGUCAUAUAGUAGUAAUUGUUGAUUCAAAUUACUAUUUCAUUUAUUUCUACAAUUUGUGUUAAAAUUUUGAA